ACAGUCCCUGCCAUCUCCACCGCCCCCGGGAGCAGCCUCGGCCCGCCGUGCGCGCUUCCCCCGCGCCCCCGCCCGCCGACUGCUCGCUCGCACGCCCGCCCGGUAGUAAUUUCACUUUGCCACGCGAGCUCCGCAUCGCCUAGAAAUCCCGCCCCCCGCUCCCCCUGCAGCCGCCGGGAGUCGUCCCUUUUCCCGGCCAGGUGCGCGAGCCUGCGCGCUCCUCCUCCGCCUCCUUCGGCGGGUCCCUGGCGAGCCGGAGCCGGGGCCGGGGCCCGGCGGGGGCGGAUGCGCGCACCGAGCCUCUCCACCAACCCGCUCCGCUGCAGGUCCCUUGCUCUCCAUCCCUCGCCGGCGCUCCCUUGCCCCCCCACCCCCCUUGAUUGACAGGCAAGAUGUCGGAGUGGAGCGAGGCAGGAGCGAAUGCAGCAGCCGUCACCCCCGGAGCCCGGCGGCGGCAGCAGCAGCAGCGCGACGACGAGCCAGCAACCAGCCGCAGUCGCCGCCGCAGCCGCGGGAGCAAUGCAGACAGCAUCUUGAGAACGCGCUAAAGCACCACAAACGGUGGACAAUGCCGUGUCACUGCAACUGGGAGGGGGGCAAACCAGAUUUUUUUUGACAUAAAAGCCAGCCAGCCAAAAAUAUAUAAUUUUGUCCUUCACGGAGCCGGUGUGUAAAGAGUGAGCGCUGUUUUCCUUCUCUCCCUCCUCCUCUCCCUCCCCCUCCUCCUCUUUUUCCUCCUCCUCCUCCCUAAGUGUACAGACAGCAUCACAUCACCUGGUUUGCUUCUGAGAAACAGCAUCUCUCCUUUUCAGGGACCAGAGACUCAGAGAGAGGAGACGUUCUAAUGAAGUCUGCUUGAUACCCCAAAAUAAAAUAAUAAAUUGUGGCUCUUGUCCCCUCCUCCCACCCCCACCCCCUCAACCCUGUGUGAGAUGUUGGGUUUCUUCUUCAUGAGACAUUGUUGAGAAGUCGCAGUGGUUGGAGAGGCGUAGGGGGCAGACUACCUCUGCUCCCCCCACACCCCCCUUUUUUCUCUCCGGGAGGAGGAGGAGGGGAAGGGGGCUUGCAGAGCAAGCGAUGGAUGAGGAAAACAUGACGAAAAGCGAGGAGCAGCAGCCUCUGAGUUUGCAAAAAGCCUUACAGCAGUGCGAGUUGGUCCAAAACAUGAUAGACCUGAGCAUCUCCAACCUGGAAGGGCUUAGGACCAAAUGUGCUACUUCCAACGACCUCACACAAAAAGAAAUCCGGACCCUGGAGAGCAAGCUGGUGAAGUACUUCAGCCGGCAGCUGUCCUGCAAAAAGAAGGUAGCCCUGCAGGAACGCAAUGCCGAGCUGGACGGCUUCCCCCAGCUCCGGCACUGGUUCCGGAUCGUCGACGUGCGGAAGGAAGUCCUGGAGGAGAUCACCCCGGGCCAGCUGAGUCUGGAGGACCUCUUGGAGAUGACGGACGAGCAGGUGUGUGAGACCGUGGAGAAAUACGGGGCCAACCGGGAGGAGUGUGCCCGCCUCAAUGCCUCCCUCUCCUGCCUACGGAACGUCCACAUGUCAGGAGGCAACCUUUCCAAACAAGACUGGACCAUCCAGUGGCCCACCACGGAGACGGGGAAGGAGAACAACCCCGUGUGCCCCCCGGAGCCGACCCCGUGGAUCCGCACCCACCUCUCCCAGAGCCCCAGGGUCCAGUCCAAGUGCGUCCAGCACUACUGUCACGCCAGCCCCAGCCCGGGGCCCCCCGUGUACACCCACGUGGACAGGCUCACUGUGGACGCCUACCCGGGCCUGUGCCCGCCCCUGCCACUGGAGUCGGGCCACCGGUCCCUGCCUCCGUCGCCCCGGCAGCGGCACACGGUCCGCACCCCGCCGCGCACCCCCAACAUCGUCACCACCGUGACCCCGCCCGGCACGCCACCCAUGAGGAGGAAGAACAAGCUGAAGCCCCCGGGGACCCCGCCGCCCUCCUCCCGGAAGCUGAUCCACCUGAUCCCGGGUUUCACGGCCCUGCAUCGGAGCAAGUCUCACGAGUUCCAGCUGGGUCACCGCGUAGACGAGGCCCACACGCCCAAAGCCAAGAAGAAAAGCAAGCCGUUGAACCUCAAGAUCCACAGCAGCGUGGGCAGCUGUGAGAACAUCCCCUCCCAGCAGCGCUCCCCGCUGCUGUCCGAGCGCUCGCUCCGCUCCUUCUUCGUGGGACACGCGCCCUUCCUGCCCUCCACCCCUCCCGUCCACUCCGAGGCCAACUUCUCCUCAAACACACUGUCAGUGCCACGCUGGUCCCCACAGAUCCCUCGCAGAGACCUCGGCAACUCCAUCAAGCACAGGUUUUCCACGAAGUACUGGAUGUCUCAGACAUGCACAGUCUGUGGGAAGGGGAUGCUUUUUGGCCUCAAGUGUAAAAACUGCAAGUUAAAGUGCCACAACAAAUGCACCAAAGAAGCCCCACCCUGUCAUCUCCUGAUCAUCCAGCGAGGAGAUCCAGCAAGGUUAGUCCGGACAGAGUCCGUUCCGUGUGACAUCAACAACCCUCUACGAAAGCCACCCCGGUAUUCGGACCUGCACAUCAGCCAGACGCUCCCUAAAACCAACAAAAUCAACAAGGACCAUAUCCCUGUUCCUUACCAGCCAGACUCUAGCAGCAAUCCCUCGUCCACAACGUCCUCCACGCCCUCCUCGCCAGCGCCCCCGCUCCCUCCCAGUGCCACGCCGCCUUCUCCCCUACACCCUUCUCCGCAGUGCACAAGGCAGCAGAAGAACCUCAACCUGCCAGCGUCCCACUACUACAAAUACAGGCAGCAGUUCAUUUUCCCAGAUGUGGUGCCGGUGCCAGAGACGCCGACCCGGGCGCCCCAGGUCAUCCUGCAUCCGGUGACCUCGAAUCCAAUCUUGGAAGGAAAUCCAUUACUUCAAAUUGAAGUGGAGCCAACCUCAGAGAACGAGGAGGGUCACGACGAGGCCGAGGAGUCGGAGGAUGACUUUGAGGAGAUGAACCUGUCCCUGCUCUCGGCCCGGAGCUUCCCGCGCAAGGCCAGCCAGACCAGCAUCUUCCUUCAGGAGUGGGACAUCCCCUUUGAGCAGCUGGAGAUCGGCGAGCUCAUCGGGAAGGGCCGCUUCGGGCAGGUGUACCACGGCCGCUGGCACGGGGAGGUGGCCAUCCGGCUGAUCGACACUGAGAGGGAUAAUGAAGACCAGCUCAAGGCCUUCAAGCGGGAGGUGAUGGCCUACAGGCAGACACGGCACGAGAACGUGGUGCUCUUCAUGGGCGCCUGCAUGAGCCCGCCCCGCCUGGCCAUCAUCACCAGCCUCUGUAAGGGCCGGACACUCUAUUCUGUGGUCAGGGAUGCCAAGAUCGUCUUGGAUGUCAACAAAACGAGGCAGAUUGCCCAAGAAAUUGUGAAGGGCAUGGGCUACCUCCACGCCAAGGGAAUCCUGCACAAGGACCUCAAGUCCAAGAACGUCUUCUACGACAACGGCAAAGUGGUGAUCACAGACUUUGGGCUCUUCAGCAUUUCCGGGGUGCUGCAGGCUGGCAGGCGUGAUGACAAGCUGCGUAUCCAGAGCGGCUGGCUGUGCCACUUGGCCCCGGAGAUCAUCCGCCAGCUGUCUCCCGACACAGAGGAAGACAAGCUCCCCUUCUCCAAACACUCGGACGUCUUUGCGCUUGGGACAAUCUGGUAUGAACUCCAUGCCAGAGAGUGGCCUUUCAAGACCCAACCAGCAGAGGCAAUAAUCUGGCAAAUGGGCACAGGCAUGAAACCCAACCUCAGCCAGAUUGGCAUGGGAAAAGAAAUCUCGGACAUUCUUCUCUUCUGCUGGGCCUUUGAACAAGAAGAGAGACCUACCUUUACCAAGCUUAUGGACAUGCUGGAGAGACUGCCAAAGCGAAACCGCCGCCUGUCUCACCCUGGACAUUUCUGGAAGUCUGCAGAGCUGUGACCACUGGACAAAGGGACAGCGCUCAGCUGCCUCAGCUCCCAAGCCACCUCUCCUCCCCUGCUCUGCCCUCUGCCAGCUCAGGAGGCCAGAGGCUCACCAUCAGAGGGUACCGACCCCGGCCGGCCUGGGAGCGCUGCACGACUGAGCCCGGCAGCUUCCCCGCACCCCAGACCCACGCCUUCGCUCGGGCAGGGGUAGGGACCCCGAGCCAGGACUUCAUGGGACCAGCCAGGGAGAUGCGGAGUUGAUCAGUGAGGCCCAGGGAACAGUGUAGACGAGAGAACUUUGGGCUGCAUGUGGAGCCCCUGGGCCGUGGAGGCUAGGGCAGGGGUCCCACGCGGGCAGGCUCACAGGACCGGUCUGUGUGUGCGUGUGUGUCUACGUGCGCGACACCGUCCGCUCUCGAUUGCCCUUCGUGACGGGAGUCAGGCUGCCCCAGGUCCAGGGCUGAGCGCCCAUCAGCUGUUUCGGUGUCUGUGUGGUGGGUUCCAGCUGUGCUCUCUGGAAAGACGGGACGGGAAUGCAGAGCUGAGCGCGCGCUUAGUGGAGGCUACGGGGCCGAGAUCUGGGCGGGAAGCUCAGCUGUUCCUGUGCAAACAUCUGUUCUCGGAGGCCCCCCCACCCCAAGCCUGUCAAGGUUUGGGCACCUCUGCGUAUCGCUCCGAAGUGCAUGUCUUCUGCGCUCUGGGUCUCUCUGGGCUACGCUUCCCCGUUUCCGCUGCCCUCUCCGUUCUGUGACAGCCUCGUCCCCUUUCUUGCUCGCUGCCCCCCACUUCCAUUUGGAAAGCACAGUGGCUCCCUGGCCAAGAUGACUUCAGGGGGCUCCUUCCAGCUCACCUUCAUCCAUGACGGCCCCCUGAAGUCUGAGCCUUGGGAACUGGGGUUCUGGGAGGGGGAGGUUCUAGGACAUUCUUUUUCCCUCCCUCUGCCCUGGCACUUACACCAGCAAGUUUAUCCACCACCAUGAUGGAGAUGGGUCGUUGGGUUCGGUGUGUGUGUUGGGUUACAGGGCGUGUGCACGGCAUCUUGUUUGCAAAUGACCCCUCCCGCGCUCCUGCUGCUUCACCCUUAAAAAGUCCAGCUGGGGAGGCGAGGAGGGCAGCUCUUUGUCGGGGUUCUGCAUUUUCAGCUCCAGCUGGUGCUGAACCGCAGAGCGGCUCCCCGUUUGACGCCUCUGCACACUCAGCGCCCCUGCCUUCCAUCCCUCACCUUCACUCCCCACCUGGCCCAGCUGCUCUUGCUGUAACCACACCAGGGUCCAGUGUUCUGCGCGGAGGUCGCUGGGAGCAGGUCAGGUGCAGAAUGACGGGGAGGGCCUCCGUCUUACGUUCCUUACCUGACAAGGGAAUGUCUUACGUUCCCCAAACCCUGGACCCCAUUCACCUGACCAGGCAUCCGAGGGAAAUCUGCCCCCCAGCAGGGCGCUAGCAGGACAGCUGGGCAUUAGGCAGGAGGCCCAGGCUCUGCCCACAGUCCCGCCGUACUUCUUGGGCACUGCCCAGCCUUGCUUCUGGUCGCCACCUUAUCUAGAUGUCUCCCUCAAAGAGAGGGGACCUCCGACUUCAAAAACCCACCUGGGCUCAGACUCAACGUCCAACCAGGGAUAUGGGGAUCUUCCCCACUUUGGUUCACGCUCUGGGGGGCCAAGCCUGCUUCCAAACUGGGAAAAAUGAUGAGACCGGUCAUGCUUCCCGAGACCCUGGCUGAGGGAAACCCCAGAAGGCCUUCCUGGUUACUUUCCCAAUGCUCCCACCUGCCUGGGACCAGAGGCUCCAGGCCCCCAUGUGAGCCAUUCCUAAACAUUCCUCUUCUGGGGCAUCUGUCACUGUGGCCCUCAGCCCAUCAUUUGCGUGUCUGGAGGCGUUGACACGUGUUUGCACAAGGCCCAGCUGCUUUGCUAUCGCUGCGGGCAGCUCUUGUCAGCGGCCGCCGCGCUGUUAAGGCAGGUCACCCAGCGGACCCGCCCCAGACCUGAGCCGGGGCCUCCUGAGGGUCUCACAUCUCUUUAGCCCUAUCAGACUUCUUGGGUCCGUGGACCCCAGUCUUUAUCAUGGACCUCUGUGU
Messenger RNA from Globicephala melas (long-finned pilot whale), 5994 nucleotides. It is a transcript of the gene KSR2, whose product is annotated as kinase suppressor of ras 2. Lineage: Eukaryota; Metazoa; Chordata; Mammalia; Artiodactyla; Delphinidae. Gene Ontology annotation, molecular function: ATP binding; protein kinase activity. The record is from RefSeq and is a predicted model, not a curated record. Gene Ontology annotation, cellular component: cytosol; plasma membrane; cytoplasm. Gene Ontology annotation, biological process: protein phosphorylation; calcium-mediated signaling; Ras protein signal transduction.